AUGCGCGUAAUCGAUGAUGCGGCAUAUCAUAGCGAGCAUGACCUCAAUAUGCUGCUAAACUUCGCCACUCUCUGCAGUCGCUUCCGCACGCUUUGUCAAGGCCCAUUUAGUCUUCCAGAACAAACACACCCUAGCCGGGGCUGGUCGGACUGGGUAUUCGCCGAAUCUCGGCGCAGGGUCGCAUGCAUCUGGUUCCUCAUCGGGCAAGUCGUAGUCACCAAAACGGGUAUCCCUUGCGACACGUCGGAAGAAUACCAUUGUCUUCCCCUGCCGGGUGGCCGAUCCCUAUGGGAGUGUCGAACAAAUCAAGGAUGGGAAGCGGAGUACAGCGCAACACAGACAACUAUUCCUGGGAGACAGCUUACGUAUUUUGGGGACUUAAUGGAUGCUCAAAAGGCGAACAGUGACCCAAGCAUGAUUCAGAAGAUGGAUUCCUGGAAUGCAGAGGCUGAUACACUGGGAUUCAUGCUUACGCUAGCUACAGCAAUGGUCUAG
Molecule: messenger RNA, 495 nt
Organism: Penicillium brasilianum
Lineage: Eukaryota; Fungi; Ascomycota; Eurotiomycetes; Eurotiales; Aspergillaceae
Source: the annotation of a GenBank genome assembly